Messenger RNA from Onychomys torridus (southern grasshopper mouse), 1067 nucleotides. RefSeq names its product serine/arginine repetitive matrix protein 1-like. Lineage: Eukaryota; Metazoa; Chordata; Mammalia; Rodentia; Cricetidae. The record is from RefSeq and is a predicted model, not a curated record. The transcript is spliced from 4 exons. The coding region runs from base 1 to 1041 and encodes 346 amino acids.
AUGGAGAAACACAUCUCCGAGUAUGUGAAUGUCUACACCUGCAUCCGUGUCUGUGUGGAACAACAGACUCCACGGGGUUAUUCCUGUUUGCAGGCUGCUGGAGGUGGCGGUACUUCGGGUUCUCGGGAAGUCCUGCGGGUCACCCUCGUCAUCUUCGGCCCUGCAGCCUUUGCUUCCGCGGUUAGCAGCCCCCCGACUCCGCUCCCGGAGCGUCCCCUGGUUCUCCUAGAGGCAACAUGUCUGAGCGCCCCACGCCUCCAAGCCUGCGAGCAUGUCCUGAGAUCCUGCGAUGACCAGCCAUUUAGGGCGCACCUGAGUGCCCAGGCCCACGCCAUCCCCGCUUCCUUUCACGUAACAGCCGUGGCUAGGCCCGGCUCGGCCAGGUCUAAGUGCAGACGACGUCGUCCGGGCUCCAGAGGCGCUCGCCGUCCGGCCGUCCGGCCCGCAGCCGGGAAGGCACGACUCGUCCCUCUAGCGGGCGGCCUGGGCCGCACCGAGGCCUCAGAGGCGCGUCCGAGCUCCCCAGGCCCAGGCGGCCGGGAGAGGCCGCGGGCGCGGGCCGCUGCAGCCCCGGGUGCCAGGCCGCGCGCGCGGAGGGCGGCGGGAGCCAGCCCAGGUCGGAGUCCCCGGUGGAGCCCAGGGGAAGCGCCGUCCCCGCCCCGCCCCUCCUCGCAGCGGCGGCCGCGGCGGCUGCGUCGCCAGGGUCGCGCUCGCCUGAGACGGGAGGCGGAAGGUGCGAGGCCGGGCCGGGCCGGGCCGGGCCGGGCCGGGGCAGCUCCUCAGCCGCACCGCCCUGGCCGGUGCCCAGGCCCGAGUCGCCUUCCGCCCGCCCUCCCCACCCGCGGCCUCAGCCAGGUCCCGCCGCCAGCCCGGCUCCCGCCCCCGCUCCGCCCCCGGAGCCGCAGCCCCGCCCGCCACCGCCGUCGCCAUGUUGUGGCUCCCGCAGCCGGCGCUGGGGACGCGCGCGGCCGAGCCCGGGGCCUGCCGCUGCCGCCGCCGCCGCCAGGUGGUGAUUGGACUCUAGACCAUGUGCCUAGGUAGUUUUUCCUUUCUCCGCAGCUCUGCUC